This is a messenger RNA of Erinaceus europaeus (western European hedgehog), 8217 nucleotides long. RefSeq names its product RAB GTPase activating protein 1 like (gene RABGAP1L). Bases 147 to 3302 code for a protein of 1051 amino acids. The record is from RefSeq and is a predicted model, not a curated record. Lineage: Eukaryota; Metazoa; Chordata; Mammalia; Eulipotyphla; Erinaceidae. The transcript has 26 exons.
GUCCUCCCCGGGCUCUUCCUGCGCCGUGUCGCCUCCGCGCGCCCGCCGCCUCCCGCCUCCCGGGGCGCCGCGGACAGACGGGCGCCGAACUGGUUGAGGCUCCGGGGCCGGCGGUGGAUGUGGGAAGAUAAGUUAGUGGAACUGAAAUGGAGGUCAGAACUUCAUUGCCGAAGGUUAGUGGGUCACUGGAUUCUGUGGCUGCACUGAACAGUGAAGACUUUGUCUUGGUUCCUCAGCAUGCAGAAGACACAUCCACAAAAGAGGAUGAAAAACCUCAACUGAAGAUAGUUUCUAAUGGUGGUGAACAAUUGGAAAAAGCCAUGGAGGAGAUUUUGAGAGAUUCCGAGAAAGAGCAAACCUGCGUUCUUGCUGAUUGUCCAAGCUCCAGUGAUGUUUCAGACUGUUACUUUGAAGAUAUUUCAGCCAACCAAGCAAAUAAGCCAUCUCUCCAGUUAAUUUUGGAUCCAUCAAAUACAGAAAUUUCUACACCUCGACCCUCUUCUCCAACUCCAUUACCUGAAGAAGAUAGUGUUUUAUUUAAUAAACUGACCUACUUGGGAUGUAUGAAAGUUUCUUCCCCACGUAAUGAAGUAGAGGCAUUACGGGCAAUGGCAACUAUGAAAUAUUCCAGUCAGUAUCCCCUUCCUGUUACUCUGUAUGUGCCAAAUGUUCCAGAAGGUUCAGUAAGAAUCAUAGACCAAUCCAGAAAUAAGGAGAUAGCAUCUUUUCCAAUCUACAAAGUGUUAUUUUGUGCACGUGGACAUGAUGGGACAACAGAGAGCAAUUGCUUUGCAUUUACAGAAAGUUCCCAUGGUUCAGAAGAAUUUCAGAUACAUGUUUUUUCAUGUGAAAUUAAAGAGGCUGUAAGCAGAAUUUUAUAUAGUUUUUGUACAGCAUUCAAACGUUCUUCCAGACAAGAGUCUGAUGCUAAAGACUCAGUUAUUCCUACUCCCGACAGUGAUGUGUUUACCUUCAGUGUCUCUUUGGAGGUCAAAGAAGAUGAUGGAAAAGGAAACUUUAGUCCUGUGCCCAAGGAUAGAGAUAAGUUUUAUUUCAAGUUAAAACAAGGAAUAGAGAAGAAGGUUGUGAUUACAGUGCAACAACUUUCCAACAAAGAACUAGCUAUUGAAAGAUGUUUUGGAAUGUUAUUAAGCCCAGGUCGAAAUGUGAAGAACAGUGACAUGCAUUUACUGGAUAUGGAGUCCAUGGGAAAGAGCUAUGAUGGACGAGCUUAUGUUAUCACUGGGAUGUGGAACCCCAAUGCACCAAUAUUUCUGGCACUUAAUGAAGAAACCCCAAAAGAUAAACGGGUAUACAUGACUGUGGCAGUGGAUAUGGUUGUUACAGAGGUCGUGGAGCCUGUCCGCUUUCUCCUGGAGACAGUAGUUCGUGUUUAUCCUGCAAACGAACGAUUUUGGUACUUCAGCCGAAAGACUUUCACGGAGACUUUCUUCAUGAGAUUGAAACAGUCAGAGGGAAAAGCUCACACCAAUGCUGGAGAUGCAGUCUACGAAGUGGUGAGUCUCCAGAGAGAGUCUGAAAAGGAGGAGCCUGCCACUCCUACCAGUGGAGGAGGUCCAGUGUCACCCCAGGAGGACGAAGUGGAAGAAGAGAGCGAUAAUGAACUCUCAAGUGGAACAGGUGAUGUGUCUAAGGACUGUCCUGAGAAGAUCCUGUAUUCUUGGGGAGAAUUGCUAGGAAGAUGGCACAGUAACCUUGGUGGACGACCAAAAGGGCUGUCCACUCUGGUGAAAAGUGGCGUUCCUGAGGCAUUGAGGGCAGAGGUCUGGCAACUGUUAGCAGGCUGCCAUGACAACCAGACAAUGUUGGAUAGAUACCGACUUCUCAUCACAAAGGACUCAGCCCAGGAGAGUGUUAUUACUCGGGACAUUCAUCGUACAUUUCCUGCACAUGACUACUUUAAAGACACUGGAGGGGAUGGCCAGGAGUCUCUUUACAAAAUCUGUAAGGCCUACUCUGUCUACGAUGAGGACAUUGGGUACUGUCAAGGACAGUCUUUUCUUGCUGCUGUAUUGCUACUUCAUAUGCCAGAGGAACAAGCAUUCUGUGUUUUGGUGAAAAUCAUGUAUGACUAUGGUUUACGAGACCUUUACAAAAACAACUUUGAAGAUCUUCACUGCAAAUUCUAUCAGUUGGAGAGACUAAUGCAGGAGCAGUUACCGGACUUGCAUAGUCACUUCUGUGACCUGAAUCUGGAAGCUCACAUGUACGCAUCCCAGUGGUUCCUCACCCUCUUCACAGCCAAGUUUCCCCUCUGCAUGGUCUUCCACAUCAUCGACCUGCUGCUCUGUGAGGGUUUGAACAUAAUCUUUCAUGUAGCCUUGGCUCUCCUGAAGACCUCAAAGGAAGAUCUUCUGCAGGCUGAUUUUGAAGGUGCUUUGAAGUUCUUCAGAGUUCAGCUUCCAAAGAGAUACCGGGCAGAGGAAAAUGCGAGAAGACUGAUGGAACAGGCUUGCAAUAUUAAGGUGCCAACCAAGAAGCUGAAGAAAUAUGAAAAAGAAUAUCAGACCAUGCGAGAAAGUCAGCUGCAGCAAGAAGACCCUAUGGAUAGAUACAAGAGGGAGAACCGGAGAUUGCAGGAAGCCAGCAUGAGGCUGGAGCAGGAGAAUGAUGACCUUGCCCAUGAGCUAGUGACCAGCAAGAUAGCUCUGAGGAACGACUUGGAUCAGGCAGAAGACAAGGCAGAUGUAUUGAAUAAGGAGCUUCUCCUGACAAAACAAAGGCUGGUGGAGACUGAAGAGGAGAAGCGGAAGCAGGAGGAGGAGACUGCCCAGCUAAAAGAAGUCUUCAGGAAACAGUUAGAGAAGGCAGAAUAUGAAAUAAAGAAGACCACAGCUAUCAUUGCUGAAUAUAAACAGAUCUGUUCCCAGUUAAGUACCAGACUGGAGAAACAGCAGGCAGCAAGCAAGGAGGAGCUGGAAGUGGUGAAGGGUAAAAUGAUGGCAUGCAAACACUGCAGUGACAUUUUCAGCAAAGAGGGCUCUUUGAAAUCAAUGGCCACAAGCAAAGAGGACCAGGGGAUUGAAUCUGAUGACGAGAAGGACUCACUUAAGAAGCAGCUGAGGGAGAUGGAACUGGAAUUGGCACAGACCAAACUGCAGCUGGUGGAGGCCAAGUGUAAAAUCCAGGAACUUGAACAUCAGAGAGGAGCACUUAUGAAUGAAAUCCAAGCUGCAAAAAAUUCUUGGUUUAGCAAAACCCUGAACUCAAUCAAAACGGCCACAGGCACACAACCACUGCAGCCAUCACCGGCCACACAGCCGCCGAAGGAGAGCACAUAGUGUUUGCCGGACCUGCACAAGAGCACGAUGAUCAAAGGCUGGAGCCCGAGGUUUCCCCCUGCCGUCCCUUUGAAAGAGAGUGAAGGAGGUCAGAAGGCAAGCCUGAACCUUUCAGCAGCUCACUUGUUCUCUGUGAUACUUCUCAAAGGAACGGGAUCUCAGCUGCCCUGUUUAUGUUGAGUAUCAUGGAGGGUCAUGUCCAGCCCAUCAUAGUGUUGCACAUUAUUUUAUAUGCCUGACAGUUGAGUUGGAAAUAAGUAAUUCAGAGCUAAGUGCUUUUUUUAAUUUAGAGCUAAUAAUUAUUCAUAAUGAUUUUUAUCUUACAUAAGAAUGGAGAUGUCUUUUAUUCUAAGGCUGAAGCGAUUGAUAGGAAGGUAAUUGUCACAGGAAAAAAAAAAUUGAGACCUAAAUCUAUGACUAUUUCAAGAUUUAUUUAGAAAUAGCUCUCUGAGCAGCCAGCCCUCCACCCAGAGUGUCACACCUGGAGAGCAAGACUCCCACUCACCCCUCCCCCCAAAUUACUUUUACAGUAAAGUGAUCCUCAAGAAAUUUCAUUUACUUCCCUAUUCUGUUGUUUGUGUCUGGAAAUAAAGUGCCAAGAGUGAUGGAAUAAGAUGAAUACACACUAGAAAGAAGGAACUCAGGCUCUGUUACAGGCAAGACAGAGCACAUCCUUCUGGGCCUAGCAUUCUAACUAGUACUUUCAAGAACUUCAUGCAGGAAUACCUGAAUGUGCCUAAGUACAAACAUAGUUGUAACUUCUGGCAAAGAGGAGAUUGGGAGUUGUAGCCAUAAAGAGGCUUUAACCUAGCCUAAUAUUCUCUGUUGUGCUUAUAGUUGAAAACAGCUGGGGCUGGAGUAUUUCACUUUACCUGACAUCUACUUGCUAAGGAAACACUACUGUGCUAUCAUUUUGUUAAAAUUGUGAAAUGGGAAAUAAAGGUCAGCUUCACAUCCUCUUAGUUUAAUGUUGGGCAGCUUUACCUGAUUUCCAUAGCUCCCUAGAAAUGUGCCCUUGGCUUCCCUAGAUAAAGAGAUGAAAAUGCAUAUUUGACAUUUUUUAAAUCACAUAUAUAUAUCCUCUAUAGAAAUACUUAUCUCAUGGAAAGGUAAAACUAUUGUUUAAAAGCCUAUUUUAAAAGCCUAUUGGUAUGUUUUUUUUUCCCAAUUAUGUUUAACAUGUCUAUAUAAAUAGCCCUUGCAGGAAGUCAUCUGGUGAGAGAAAAAAAUUUUCUUUUCUUUCUUUUUGUUUUUUUUCCUAAAUUUUUAUUGGGGAAAUGCCGUUUUUAUUGGGAAAUGUCUCAGGGGUACAGUUUCACAUCUCUCAAAAUAUGUGCCGGCACCAAUUUUCCCACUUUUUAAAACUGUUUUGGAGGCCUCUGGUCCUAUUACACUAAACUACUGUCAGCUAUGUACAAAAACCUUUACCGAUACUCCUUGUUAUCAUUGUUGAACAUAUUCUUUGCAGAGAAUCUUAAACUUUAGUGCCAGAGUGAUCCUCAUCUGUGCCAUAUGUUGCAAAGAAAGACUCACACAGGAGCCAUCUCAGCCCUGGGAACUUGUGUUCCAAGGGAAUUGUGGGGGCGCCUCUCCUCUCAUGAUCACUACACUCUUGACAGGGUCCUUCUUUAUGACGCUGGGUGUUUACCAUCUGUGCCCAUAAAACUAUGUGUUUUGUUUUAUUGACCGUUUGCCACACUAUUUAAAUAAUCCUUUAGUUCCAGAUUUUCUUUGUCCUUGUAUCUUCCAUCCAAAUAUUAAUUUUCUUUUACCAAAAAGGAAAGUAACCCAGCAUUCCAGUUGUCUAGCUUGACUCAAAUAUUCUCUACAUAAUGGUUUUAAGCUAAUCUUCUUCCCUUUCUUUCUUUCUCUCUCUCUCUCUCUCCUUUUUUGCUGAAAUGCCUGUAAAACUGCACCUUGGUACUUGUUUCUGUAAAUCACUUAGUGUAAUGUGUUAGCUCUACUAGUACAUUAUGCUUUGAUUCUAAGAAGCCUUGUACAAGUUGCCUUAUCACAGCCAGCUCAAUGAAUGAUGUCCUUUUCUGUUUUAUAAAUUUCAACUUCUACUGUAUAGAACUUUUUUUUUUUUUAACUUCCAGCACAUUCCACAGGAUACUUAAAUUGCAGAAUUUUCUUUACGUGACAGAUAAAUGAAAUAGAUUGGGCUUAGUCUACCUGUGAGCCUUGUUCAAUAUCAUAGUCCUUGCCUUUUAAGUCUUUCAAACGAUUAUAAUAGCAAUCUAUAGAUUUUUAAAAUACCUAACAUCAAGCAUGGUAUUGGUAACCUAAGUCUAAAGUUAAGUCACUGUAAGUUAAACUGUCUAUCACAGCAGUGCCUUUGGGCCGAGGGCAGUAGUGAUAGUAGAAAGAAAAUUCAGAAUCUGGUACAUGAUGUGGAUAUCCAGACAAACAAACCACAUGUCCUUCACCAUGUAUUGUGUGAAAACCUAUGCAGCCGAGCACUAAGAAACUACUGACUUUAAUUAUAGCACUGACUUUGUAAUGUAUUUGAGAAUUGCUUUUCUCUUCUUAAAUUCCUUACAGAGAUCAUAAAUAUCCAGGAACUAUCCAGCCUAAAUAUUCAGAAAAUCAAAUAUUCUAGGGCAUUUCUCAUUUUUUCCUACGAUGUAUAAAACAUUCCUCUCUCCAAAACAACAACAAAAACACAUUCCCUCCCAAAUCCAACAUGUGCAACAUUCUGAAAGUGAUUUCUCUUUUCAUUCAAUUCUGAAGAAUAAUUUAAGGAAUGAAAUUUUACUUGAUAAUUUAUUACCUAUGUAUCUUAAAAACCAUGAUAAUACUUUCUUUAAAACUGGAGGAACAAAAAAACAAGCUGAGCUUUGAAGCACAUAUGUUUGCUAGCUUCCCACAUCUGGAGGUGCCUGACACAAUUUGAUUAUAUUUAGUUACAUAUAAUUUAAUGCAAAGAAAUUGUGAGUUACCUAAUCUUAUCUGACUUCCUAUUAGAAACACUUAGCAGGAAUGCUAUCCAGGCCUAUGGUCUUUCUGUCCAUACAACCAACCUCCCCUCUCCCUCCUCAGCUACUUAAUUAGCCAUUUGUCUCCAUGCAGUUUCUUAAAUUUCUGUAAUACAGAAUUAAUCUUUUACUGUUCACAUAAUUACUUUGUUUCAUUGCUUGACAAAUUUUUACUUUUAUACUAUGUAUUAUUUAUUUUCUCUAUGUCUUACUCUAUUUUCUUUAAAUACUUUCUGGUUAAUAACUAGCAACUUUGUUUCCAUUCUAGAGUGAUAAAAAAAAACCAAGAAAAUGCACAGUUUAGGGCAUUUAGAGAUAAAUGAAAGGUCAUUAAAGAACUGAACAGUCACUUAAAAGUCCCUUAUAUGGGAUUGUGCUUCCUUGUGCUAUAGCCAAAAUAAGUCUACUAAUUUGUAUAGAGGUGGAUGGCUGAUUUCAGGACCCUCACUUUUGGGGGGAGGGAUUUUUUUUUUUUAAUUAAAUAACUAGUUUUAUUUGCCUGCAGAAGAGCACUUUUAACUACUCAGCAAGGUCACUUUUGUAUAGUUAUCCUUGGGGGGAGGAGGGGAACAGCCACAUUAAUAGUUCGGAUUUUCAUGCUUCAAUUACUAGUAAAAGGGGAAAUGGAUGCACUCCGUGCUUGAUGUGAAUACUUUUAGGUGGUGUCUGUGUGUGUUUGGUAGAAUCAUACAGUGUCUCUGCCAAGGUGCAGUCAACUGAAUUUGCACAGGGUGACCUAAAAUCAAAGGGUAGGACCUGAGCUCCCUUCUACCAGACAGAAAAACCUUUCCCACUUGUCACCAUUCCUUUUGAUCGAUGACCACACUGAACCAGAGCUGAUCUAAAACACCUUCUUUUACUUAAUAUCAUAGGGGCAGUCCUUGACCAUGAGAAUUAAUUUACCUCUUAGGAGCACCCCACAUGGACACAUCUGGAUGGCUUUAAGCACCAGAAGAUGAUUUUUAAGAAGCAGAUGUUUACAACCAGAGUAGUCAGGCCUUCCUUUCUGCUUGCAUCUAUAUAAGAGCAUAUAUCAAGCUUAUCUCCAGAUGAAUUGCUACCAGCUACAAAAAUGUCUCCCCUAAAAUGUAUGCAAUUCUCCCCCAGCCCAUGAAGGUUUCUUAUUAAUGGUAUUCUGAAAAGGCUCAAGGAAAGAAAAAGUAUUAAACAGAAAAUGACCAUUUUAAGUUUCUUCCUUUUCAUUGGCAGCAAGUUACCAUGUAAAAUCUUUUCCAUUUAAUACCCUAUAUGUUAUAUAUGGAAUAAAAAGAGACUGAGUUGUGAGUGUACAUAUGCAUCAAGACUCUGAUAUCAUGGAAGUAUCAGAGUAAAGCUGGAGAGAGUCCCAGAAUCUAAGAUGUCGCAGUAGCCUUUUGCAUCACUCUCUAUUUUCAGUAUUUUGCAUAAUGUAUGGAUCCUCUGCUCAAGGGAGGGAAGACAGUCAGCUCUUCCUUUCUUGCAGCUCCUACUUUUCCUUUGCUGAGGAGGUAGCAGAAGAGUCUGUACCAUCUAUAUUUUAAGAAUUUGAUGAUUUUGUCCACACCUUCUCUAAGGAAAAAAGGGGUUGAUUAGCUCAAACAGUGCUGACUACAAAAGAAAGGACAGUGAGCUGCCUCUCCCUCUGCAAACACUGACCAGCUAGGCAUUGUCAGAAUUCAUCCAAGAUGCAUAGUGCACCCCUGAAAUGUAAAUGUGAUGCUUGUUUAAAAAAAAAGUGCGAUUUAUUGCACGUUGUCCCAACAAAUGUUUACUUUUAUAAUUGUUAUGAACUUGAACUGGAUUCAUAUCUUGUUUUCAUGUGUAAAUGAAGCCUUGUGAAAUAAACAAAAUCAACUAAGAAGGUGACAAGUGACUGUUUUGUGAGUCAGUGGUGUUUUCAAAAUAUUGUGUUGCCCUUUCACACCAUAGACAGUAAUAAACAUUUGCUUUAAAGUCCA